This is a messenger RNA of Cricetulus griseus (Chinese hamster), 3583 nucleotides long. The record is from RefSeq and is a predicted model, not a curated record. NCBI's taxonomy places the organism in Eukaryota, Metazoa, Chordata, Mammalia, Rodentia, Cricetidae.
UACAUUUUUAUACCUGAAAUUCCUGGUAGUGUGGGCACUUGUCCUCCUGGCAGACUUUGUCCUGGAGUUCCGAUUUGAGUAUCUGUGGCCAUUCUGGCUUUUCAUCAGAAGCGUCUAUGAUUCCUUCAGAUACCAGGGACUGGCCUUCUCAGUAUUUUUUGUUUGUGUAGCAUUUACAUCAAAUAUCAUAUGUCUCCUCUUCAUUCCCAUACAAUGGCUUUUUUUCGCUGCUAGCACAUAUGUAUGGGUCCAGUAUGUAUGGCACACAGAAAGGGGAGUGUGUUUGCCUACAGUGUCCCUCUGGAUACUCUUUGUUUAUAUUGAAGCAGCAAUUAGAUUCAAAGAUCUGAAAAAUUUUCAUGUAGACCUUUGUCGUCCAUUUGCUGCUCACUGUAUUGGGUACCCUGUGGUGACUUUGGGCUUUGGCUUCAAAAGUUACGUGAGCUACAAGAUGCGGUUAAGAAAGCAAAAGGAAGUUCAAAAGGAGAACGAGUUUUACAUGCAGCUUCUUCAACAGGCCCUCCCUCCAGAGCAGCAAAUGUUGCAGAAGCAAGAAAAGGAGGCCGAGGAAGCAGCCAAAGGAUUGCCGGACAUGGAUUCCUCGAUCCUUAUACAUCACAAUGGAGGCAUCCCAGCCAACAAAAAACUUUCCACAACGCUGCCAGAGAUAGAAUAUCGAGAAAAAGGGAAAGAAAAGGACAAGGAUGCCAAAAAACAUAACCUUGGAAUAAAUAACAACAAUAUUCUACAACCUGUAGACUCUAAAAUACAAGAAAUUGAGUAUAUGGAAAACCAUAUCAAUAGUAAAAGAUUAAACAAUGAUCUUGUGGGAAGUACAGAAAAUCUCUUAAAAGAGGACUCAUGCACUGCUUCUUCAAAAAAUUACAAAAAUGCCAGUGGAGUUGUGAACUCCUCACCUCGAAGUCACAGUGCUACAAAUGGAAGCAUUCCUUCCUCGUCUAGUAAAAACGAGAAGAAACAGAAGUGCACUAGCAAGAGCCCAAGUGCACAUAAGGACUUAAUGGAGAACUGUAUUCCUAACAACCAGCUAAGCAAACCAGACGCGCUGGUAAGGCUGGAACAAGACAUCAAAAAGCUAAAAGCUGACCUGCAAGCCAGCCGGCAAGUGGAACAAGAGCUACGCAGUCAGAUCAGCUCCCUCUCAAGCACAGAACGAGGGAUCCGCUCAGAAAUGGGCCAGCUCCGGCAGGAGAACGAGCUGCUGCAGAAUAAGUUACAUAAUGCUGUGCAAAUGAAGCAAAAAGACAAGCAGAAUAUCAGCCAGCUGGAGAAAAAGCUAAAAGCUGAGCAGGAAGCCCGAAGCUUUGUAGAAAAACAGUUAAUGGAGGAGAAAAAAAGGAAGAAGUUAGAAGAAGCCACUGCUGCACGGGCUGUUGCCUUUGCUGCCGCAUCUAGGGGAGAGUGCACCGAAACCUUGCGGAGUCGGAUCAGAGAGCUAGAAGCCGAGGGCAAGAAGCUCACAAUGGACAUGAAGGUGAAGGAGGAGCAGAUCAGGGAGCUGGAGCUAAAGGUUCAGGAGCUUCGGAAGUACAAAGAAAAUGAGAAGGACACCGAGGUGUUAAUGUCAGCACUCUCCGCCAUGCAAGACAAGACGCAACACCUGGAGAACAGCCUCAGCGCAGAGACAAGAAUCAAGUUGGACCUGUUCUCUGCACUGGGUGAUGCAAAGCGGCAGCUGGAGAUUGCCCAGGGACAAAUCCUUCAGAAAGAUCAGGAAAUCAAGGACCUAAAACAGAAGAUAGCCGAAGUCAUGGCCGUCAUGCCCAGCAUAACAUACAGUGCCGCCACCAGUCCUCUGAGCCCUGUGUCCCCCCACUAUUCUUCCAAGUUUGUGGAGACCAGCCCCUCUGGACUCGAUCCUAAUGCCUCUGUCUAUCAGCCCCUGAAGAAAUGAAGGCCAGCUGUGUGUUUGCCCAACCAUUUGGAACCAGAAGUCUUUGAAAAGCAGCGUCUCUGGUGGUCAAGAUAAAAACGUUGAUAAUUGUGUUUUGUGGGACUGUAUAUGUUGUCAUUUUUAAAGGGGGGAAAUAACAUCCAAGUCUGACUAGAACUGCCCAUCAGUUGUUCUUGUAAGUUUUUAGAAGACCUCACAGGACUUUGCAGUUUAUUUUUCUUGGCCAACACAUUAAAACCAUUCUUGGAUUUCAAGUAGCCAAUUUUGCCUUUCUAUGUAUUUUUACAUAGUUUCCUCUUGAAGACAAAAAAAAAAAAAAAAAAGCAGAGUUUUUGCUUUUCAACUCUCUUUUGUUCUUAAAUAAGCAAGAAAAUUGCACAUUGUAUUCACACGGAUGACAACAAAAGCUUAUUUCCAUCAGGAGAGGGCUAAAUAACCUGACACAGCUCUGAUUCCAUAGCUGAAUUAAAGAUGAUUAUUGCUGUUACAGAAAAAAAAGAUUGAUUGCCCCUCCAAGGACCAGACACGGAUCAAGGGAGCCUCAUGAGAGAGACUUAAGGGGUGAGGCUAGCUUGCAAGCGUGUGACGGCGUGUUUGGAGUAUUGACAUUCCCAUUGAUGUGUAGUUAUAGAAUGUGUCUGAGAGCAUUCUUUGCAUCACCUUGAAAAGAUAUUUCAAGAGGAAACACGAUCACUUUCCACUACCCCCACCUGCUCCUUUUCUGUCAUCUGUCUUCUAUUUGUCGAGUUCACUGUGGAUCCUGUUGUACAGCUGGUAGGUGGCUGGGCUGCUGGUCACCGCGCCACCACAGGCUUUUUUCCAUGGGAACCGCACAGGGUUCCAUGCUUGCUGCCAGUCAAGAACCUUAGGGAGUCAGCCUGGUGGGUGUGAAAGAGGCCAAACGAUAGCUAAUGAAAGCUGUGGUCUAGGAGCGGUUCCCACGUGUCAUUUGCUGCUCUCUUCACUCUCAUCAUCUCAUGUGUGAUGGUUUAUGGGUGCUUGACUAUUCCGGAGCUCUUGUGCCAAGGAGGAUUUGUUGUUGUUUGUUUUUAAGACCUAAACUCUGCACAAAGAUACUGGUUCAACUGUGUAUUAUACGUUGGUAGAAAGUGUCUGUGCAGACCUUUGAAAGUGUGUUAAGGAUCAGGGAGGGGGAGGGCAGGGGAGAGAACGGGCAAAGCAGAGUUGCAUUUGGAAGUUUGGGGAAAUUAAGAAACCAAAUCAAUUGGCUUUGCUUCCGUGCUGUGUGUUCUGGAAGGACAUAGUUCUAAAAUUUCCUGUUGAUUGGCAUGUGUAUCUUAUUUAAAGCAAAUUAGGUAGGACAACCAGUCAGUAAAAUUAGAAGUAUUAAAGAGAAUCACCCUUUCAAUCACAGAUCUUAUUUUGGAGUAAAACAAACUUCUAGCUUUAGCCAGGUGUGCAUGUUGCUGCCAUUUGCAUUUUGAAUCAUCUUGUGUAACUGUCACCAUGAAAGUGUUACUCAGAAUUGUCACAGUUUUUUUUCCAUCUUUGUGCAAAAACAUGGAAAAUUGUCACCAAGUUUGUGUUGAGGUUUCCCCCAUUUUGCUGCCUUUGGGACACUGUUUUCGUUAAAUACUUGGUCUUGGCUGCAUUCUUUUUUUUUUUCCCCUGUGGGGUUCAAAAGAAUAAACAUUUUCUUACUGAUAA